Messenger RNA from Hydatigera taeniaeformis, 477 nucleotides. Lineage: Eukaryota; Metazoa; Platyhelminthes; Cestoda; Cyclophyllidea; Taeniidae. The record is from the annotation of a GenBank genome assembly.
AUGCAUUGCUGGCACACGCGUCAGUGCGCGGAUCUUUCUGAACAGGAAACUCUUUGCAUUGCCUGUGACAAGCACAGGGACAAAAUCCGCGAAUCGGAGCGCAGCAACGUUAUUGUUUCAGCCAAACUCUUUCUUUUUACAGACGAUCACUACUCCAUUAGACAGGCUGUUAAUAAAACCCUGGAUCGGCUGGGUCUGGAGGACUUAGAGACACUGAUAAUUUCGCUCUCAUCGGAACUCUCUCGAGGUGCUCUUGUCGAUCACCCACCUUGCAUGGGUCUUCCUUGGGCUCGAAUUCCUCAGAACACGGCCCACAGCCUCCUCAAAAUUUGGCCUGUUUUGGAGGAAUUCGUUGAGGCUAAUAAGAUUUUUAGAUUGGGGGUUUGUGACAUGCCCGUCACUGAUUUGGAAGUACUUUGUGCUGCUGUUAAGGUUCGUUCGUAUUUUAUCCUACUUUUGCGUGCAGUAUCACUUUAG